Messenger RNA from Propithecus coquereli (Coquerel's sifaka), 1031 nucleotides. It is a transcript of the gene CEACAM19, whose product is annotated as carcinoembryonic antigen-related cell adhesion molecule 19. The transcript has 7 exons. Lineage: Eukaryota; Metazoa; Chordata; Mammalia; Primates; Indriidae. The record is from RefSeq and is a predicted model, not a curated record. Bases 3 to 1031 code for a protein of 342 amino acids.
AAAUGAAGAUUCCCACGAGGACCCAGGGCCACUUCUCAAAGAGCCUCCUGCUGUCAGCCUUGAUCCUGGCACUCUGGAGGCCCCAAGGCUCCCAGGCAGCCCUCCACAUCCAGAAGAUUCCAGAGCGGCCUCAAAAGAACCAGGACCUUCUCCUUUCUGUCCAGGGUGUCCCAGACACCUUCCAGGACAUCAACUGGUACCUGGGGGAGGAGGCCUAUGGAGGCACAAGGCUAUUCACCUACAUACCUGAGCUACAGCGGCCCCAGAGGGACGGCAGCGCCAUGAAACAGCGAGACAUCGUGGGCUUCCCCAAUGGUUCCAUGCUGCUGCGACGCGCCCAGCCCACAGACAGCGGCACCUACCAAGUAGCCAUCACCAUCAACCCUGCCUGGACCAUGAAGGCCAAGACCGAGGUCCAGGUGGCCGAAAAGCACAAGGACCUGCCCGGCGCACACCUGCCCAUGAAUGCGGGCAUCGUGGCCACCAUCAUCAUCGGAUCUCUCGCUGCCGGGGCCCUCCUCAUCGGCAGCAUUGCCUGUCUCCUGGUGACAAGAAGCUGGAGGGGCCAGAGCCACAGGUAUAGAGCCCCAGGCCUCUCCUUCCUCUGUCUCCUCCUCCUCCUUUCCUCUCAGGUCCCAUUGAAUCUUCCACAAAUUACAUCAUCCAACUGGACGACGACCACAGAGAACCCGGAUCGGGGCCCCAGUCACAGCGCUGGUAACAACAAUGCCUACGAACUAAUGUCAUCUCCAGCCUUCCCGGUGUCUCCCCUCAGUGACAAGGGGUCCACGAACUCAGCCCUGGUGAGCCCAUCCCCACCCUCCCUGCAGCCGGGGCCGGAGAACCACCAGUACCAGGACCUGCUAAACCCAGACCCUGCCCCCUACUGCCAGCUGGUGCCAAGCCCUGAAGGAGCCCGGCCAGGCCAGCCCAAGACAAGGCCUCUGCCCGCCCCUGGGGGCCUCGCACCGAUGACAGAAAAGACACUUCCGAGGCCAGCAGGACAAGGCCAUCAGGGGCUGCGGGGCUGA